Micromonas pusilla CCMP1545 is the source of this 1464-nucleotide messenger RNA. RefSeq lists its product as uncharacterized. The record is from RefSeq and is a predicted model, not a curated record. Bases 1 to 1464 code for a protein of 487 amino acids. The transcript is spliced from 2 exons. Gene Ontology annotation, biological process: transmembrane transport. Lineage: Eukaryota; Viridiplantae; Chlorophyta; Mamiellophyceae; Mamiellales; Mamiellaceae. Gene Ontology annotation, molecular function: 3'-phosphoadenosine 5'-phosphosulfate transmembrane transporter activity. Gene Ontology annotation, cellular component: Golgi membrane; endoplasmic reticulum membrane.
AUGUUCGCGAGACGCGCGACGAGGGGCGAGUCCCCCGUCGCGGGCGUCGACGACGACCUCGGCGGCUCCCCGCGGCAGAUCGCGAGCGGAGGCCUCGGAGGCGUCCUCGCGGAUGAGACGGCUUCUUCGUCGGGUCCGGGUCCGUCGUCGGUCCGCGCCGCUCCUCCCGCGGCGACCGCCUCCCCGGACCGACGGACGCCCCUCAACUUCGUGAUAUGCGUCGGCGGCGUCAUCGCGUCCCUCUCCGCGUACGGCGUCCUCCAAGAGCGCCUCAUGACGCAGCCGUACGACGGCGAGAACGGCCCCGAGACGUUCACGCACAGCGUCUUCCUCGUGCUCGUCAAUCGCGUCGCGACUGUCGUCGUCGCGGGUUGCGGGCUCGCGCUCACGGGGGGGUCGUUCGCGGCGGGUUCGCGCCAACUCCUCGUCGCGUACGCGGUCGUCGCGUGCAGCAACUGGACGACGACGGUGUGCCAGUACGAGGUGUUGAAGUACCUCUCGUUCGCGGCGUCGACGCUGACGAAGUGCGCGAAGAUCCUUCCCGUGAUGGCGUGGGGGCGCGUGGUGUUACGGAAGAGGUACGGCUCCGCCGACGUCGCGGUCGCCGUCGCGGUGACGUUCGGGUGCUUCUUGUUCGCGAUGGACCGAGGCGUGCUGAGGACGUCGCCGACCGUCGGCGGCGCGACGAAGAAACACGACGACGCGUUCGCCGCGUUCGACGACGGGAACGGCGGAAAGGGAAACCGCCGCGGCGGCGGCGCGAGAGAAGACGUCGUCGUCAAAGCGGCCGACGCGCACGAGUCCGCGAAGGCGAUCGCCAAGGCGCGUCGCGCGAAGACGCGAGCGGCGGCGGCAGCCUCCGCCGCCGCGAUCGCCGCGUCCGGCGCGGCGAGCGCGAAAGACGACGAGAUGAUCGUCACCGGCGCGGUCAUCAUGCUCGUCUAUCUCGCGUGCGACGGGUUCACGUCCACGACGCAGCAGUGGCUGUUCCGCCGGCACGCCACGCCCGUGCUGUCGCAGAUUUUUUUCACGACGUGCUUCGCGUGCGUCUUUUCGUUCGCGUGGCUCUCGUCCACGUCGCAGCUCGGCGAGGCGAUCGGGUUCGUGACGAGGCACCCGCGGGCGCUGCAGGACGUCUUCGUGUUGGCCGUCUCGGCGUGCGCGGCGCAGUUUGCGAUAAAUUACACCAUCUACUGCUUUGGUGCGGUGACGCUCGCGUCGGUGAUGACGUUUCGGCAGUUUCUCGCGGUGGUGCUGUCGUGCUUCGCGUUCGGGACGCCGCUCACGGGCGCGCAGUGGUUCGCGCUCGUGCUCAUCCUCGCGCCGGUGAUGAAGCGGAUAGAUUCAGGCGCGAUCGGGAGGUACUUCGCGCCGGAGAGCGACGGCGGGGGCACGAAGAGGGAGAAGGACGUCGAGGGAGGAAGGGGGGCGUCUUGGAGCGCUCCCAGGGCUUUCUUUAGAUGA